Messenger RNA from Paramecium tetraurelia, 645 nucleotides. RefSeq lists its product as uncharacterized. Lineage: Eukaryota; Ciliophora; Oligohymenophorea; Peniculida; Parameciidae. The record is from RefSeq and is a predicted model, not a curated record. The transcript has 3 exons. Gene Ontology annotation, cellular component: Golgi apparatus; endoplasmic reticulum membrane; SNARE complex. Gene Ontology annotation, molecular function: SNARE binding; SNAP receptor activity. Gene Ontology annotation, biological process: vesicle fusion; intracellular protein transport; vesicle-mediated transport.
AUGUCAUAGUUAUCUGAAUCCUCAGAAUUAUUUGUAAAUUGUGAUGAAGAAGUUACUGUAAUCUGUAAAAAGCUGCAACAAAUUCUUACUACUAUUGAUAUUCAAGAAGAUAAAAAUUUUGCAUUGAAGGAAGCACAAAGUUGUAUUGAUUCAGCAAAUGAAAAUUUAAAAUAAAUGGAAGUGGAACUAUAAGGUUAUGCAAAGAAUAUUAAAGAUAAUUUAAAAUAGUAAUUUAUUUUGCAAAAAAGAAAAUUGGAUGAAAUGAAUAAGGUUUAUACUUAAAUGAAAUCUAAGUAUGAAACUUAAACAUCCAAAGAACUCUUAUUUGGUAAGGAUUACUAAAGGUAAAAACUUCUUAAAGAGCAAGAAUAAUUAUAUGAUUAAAAUAUGAAAUUAUAAGAUGCUAAGAUGGUUAUUUAUGGAGUAGAAAAGGAAGCAAAUGACAUUUAACUUAAUCUUCGUAGACAAACAGAUAAGUUAUCUAAUAAUAUCGAAAAAUAAUAGCCUAUUAGAGAUGCAUUAAGUAAUUCAUAUGCAUUAAUUAAAACAAUGUAAAAUCGAAUAAGGAAUAACAAAUUAGUAUUAUUUGUUGUGUGUGGAAUCAUUUUAUUAGCAAUUCUAAUAAUUCUUUUUAUGCAUAUGUGA